Messenger RNA from Miniopterus natalensis, 2882 nucleotides. RefSeq names its product steroid 5 alpha-reductase 1 (gene SRD5A1). The record is from RefSeq and is a predicted model, not a curated record. Gene Ontology annotation, molecular function: 3-oxo-5-alpha-steroid 4-dehydrogenase activity. Lineage: Eukaryota; Metazoa; Chordata; Mammalia; Chiroptera; Miniopteridae. Gene Ontology annotation, biological process: steroid biosynthetic process. Gene Ontology annotation, cellular component: membrane.
AUGGAGCUGGCGGAGCGGUUCCUGCUCGACGCGCUCGCCUACCUUGAGUGCGCCCUAGGCUGCCUGACCUUCGUGGGGCUCACGCUGCGGGGCUCGCCCUAUGGGCGCUACGCGUCGCAGCGCUCAGCCUGGCGAGUGGCAGCGCCCACCGCCUGGGCGGUGCAGGAGCUACCCUCCUUGGCCGUGCCGCUCUUCGUGGGCGUCGGCACGGCCGCCGAGCGCCUCCGUCACUGGCCCAACCGCGUCCUCCUGGCCAUGUUCCUCGUCCACUACCUACAACGGUCCUUGAUUUUCCCAUUCCUGAUCCGAGGAGGGAAGCCAACACCAUUGUACUCAUGUGUAAUUGCAUUCAUCUUUUGUACCUAUAAUGGCUACUUGCAAAGCAGAUACUUAAGCCAAUAUGCAGUGUAUGCUGAUGACUGGGUCACUGACCCCCGAUUCCUAACAGGUUUUGUCUUGUGGUUCAUAGGCAUGCUGAUAAACAUUCACUCAGAUCACAUCCUAAGGAAUCUCAGGCAGCCAGGGGAGACUGGAUACAAAAUUCCAAGGGGAGGUUUAUUUGAAUAUGUAAGUGCAGCCAACUACUUUGGAGAAGUGGUUGAGUGGUGUGGCUAUGGUCUAGCCAGCUGGUCUGUUCAAGGCUGGGCUUUCGCUCUAUUCACCAUUUGUGUUUUACUCCCUAGAGCACAAGAGCAUCACCAGUGGUACCUUGAGAAAUUUGAAGAUUAUCCGAAAUUCAGAAAAAUUAUAAUCCCAUUUUUGUUUUAAGUCCAUUGUCAGUGGAAUUAUCUUUGACUUGAUGCUUUUUGAUGAUGUUUCUCUAGGGAUUAUAUAACUGAAUUAUUUCUCUGUAAUUUUCCUGCCACUUCAUCUUUUUCAAGAUUUGCCCUAGGAAUUGUUUUUCUAGUAAAUUUAAGUUACCUAAUAACAAACUAAUCUGGAGCUCUCUGGGUAAUGGCUGCUGACCAUUGCUCUGAUUUAGGACUUACCUCUUUUGGUUAUAUCCAACUAAAUGUGCCCAAGACCAGAAUGUACACUCCAUCUUUGAAGGCCUCUGUGGACCAAAACCUUCCACUACCCCUAGAACAGUUCUUACAAGGUCAAAGGCAAUGUUGUCCCUUCUCCCCAUAGAGGUAUGAUCUAUCUUCUAGGUCCCUCAUCCCACUGGGUUGGAGAGGCCUGGGGUACCCACAGUGUAGUCAGAUACUCAGGAAAAUGCACAGGCUUUCCCUGUUGGGUGCUAUACAGGCAGAGAACUUGGGAAUGGAGAAAGGAGAUGCCUGAGGCCCAGCUGAGGCCUGGCCAAAGGCACCUACAGCUGCUCCAGCCUGGCCUGCCAGGUGACUACACUGGCAGGGCAGGAUGCUGGGGCUUUUAUAAGGAGCAAGCUGCUCUGUCCCUCACAAAGGGACUUUGUGAAGGCCUGAGGGUGGGAGCCAGCGGGUGCAGCAGGGCAGUUCCCCCACCCCCUGCCACCCCCGGGGUGGUCCCCUAGUCUCAGGUCACUCGCCAUAAGCAGUCAUUAUUCCCUGGUCUUUUAAGUACCUCUCAUCAUUGCAAAAUGAUAUCUUGAAGCAGAAUUUCAUGCUUUAGAUGCAGUUGAAAGGCUCACUAAUAUAAAUGGCAGUAAAAUUUACUACUCGUGGCCAGAUAUUUAAAAGAAAUCUCCAAUUAGAAGGCCGCUGACUCUCGGCUCUCUGUGAAAACCUAAUGAGUUCAUGGCAAAUGUCCCCUCCAUCCUCUCUUGGGACAGUGCUGCCACGUCAGUCGCUGCUGCCACAUUUGCAGAGGUGAAAACCAAGAGAGAGGUAGAAAAGAAGAGACUGUUCACUUCUGAUCCACUGACAGUGCUAGGUUGCAGGAGUCCUCCAGAACACACCUGAAGUGAUGUCCUGUCAGUUUACUCACUGCUGCCUUUGGGCUGGAAGCAAACCCUCCUGCCUCUCAUCCCCACCCUUCUGGCUCACCUCCCAAGCAGGGGCUCCCUCCCUCAUAAGUUUUCAUGUAGAAACUCUGUUCUCUGUGGGCUGUUAGAGUCUCUUAGGGGUUUAGAAUUACACAGAAAUCUUCCUGAUGCAGCUGUGCUUCAUUUUCACUAAGAACGGCAUGUUUUUGUGGGGAAAUUUUAUUAUUAAAUGAACUUUGGCCCUUUUUCUGACCAAAUAAUUACUUGAAACCAUAAAGCAAUAAAUAUUUGGGAUCUCAGGAACACUCAAACAGCUGAGCCAAUCUUGAUGGAUUUGGGGCCCUGUGUUUUAGAAGGUGCACCUGACCAGAAGGAUAUGUUUAUGAAAGCCAGAGAAGCUCCCUGUGUUACUUCUGAGUGCUGCUGUUUGAUUGGAAUAACCCGUGUGUACAGAAGUCUGGGUUAGCUCAAGAUUUGAUGCAGCUUCUGCUUUCCAGGCGUGCACUGGAUCGAUGACUAACAUGGGAAGAAAUCCUGUUCUAUAUUGUGGCUCUGUCCUUCAUUUCCUAAUAUUUCAGUAAAUUGUCUUCAGUCGUUCUGUUAAUUAUACUAAUUAAGGAAAUUAACAAAAUUACUGUGAAAAUCCCAUCAUUUUUGUCAGCCUUUACUGUCUCAACAUUUCUUCACUCUAGAAGAUCAGACAGUAACAUUUUUAUCCCUGAAAACUUCCCACCUACAUUAACAUUUCAGAACAUCAAAAUUCUUAUCACGAUAGAGCCAUGUAACAUUCUUCCUAUACAUCUUGUGCAUUUCUGUUAAGAUUAUUUUUAGAUAUUUGAUAUUUUGUGUAUUGUGAAUGAGAGUGUGUCCCAAAUGCUUCUUAUAACUAGGAUAAAUCAAAGCAAUUGAGAUUUAUAUAUUUGUCACAUCUAACCAUGCUCCUGAAAUUACUUAAUAAACUCCAACUUUGUCAUUA